Messenger RNA from Hemiscyllium ocellatum (epaulette shark), 6498 nucleotides. Its product is annotated as multiple epidermal growth factor-like domains protein 6. Gene Ontology annotation, cellular component: extracellular region. The transcript has 42 exons. The record is from RefSeq and is a predicted model, not a curated record. Bases 1 to 6498 code for a protein of 2165 amino acids. Gene Ontology annotation, biological process: innate immune response; antibacterial humoral response. Gene Ontology annotation, molecular function: peptidase inhibitor activity. Lineage: Eukaryota; Metazoa; Chordata; Chondrichthyes; Orectolobiformes; Hemiscylliidae.
AUGGAUGAUGAUGAGGAAGGAGAGUGCCCCGCUCCGUCCCGGGUGAAGAGACAUUCGAAUGUAUCGUGUGUGACAGAUGAGGACUGCGGGAGCUGGGAACAAUGCUGCGACAUGGGCUGCGGAAGGAAAUGUGUUCACAGCAGCUCACUGCACAAGGGAGAGUCCCAGUGCCCACACAGCCGUACCCUGGGCAAGGUCUGUAACAUGACGUUAGGAGAUGAGUGUGAGGCUGAUACUGACUGUGACCGUUGGCAAAUGUGCUGUGACGCUGGCUGUGGAAAAAGAUGUGUUUUCCGAUUCUUCAAAGGAGAGAAUGGGAGCUGCCCGGAUGCCAGGCGCCUUACCCCGAUGUGCAAUGUUAACUACGGCCAGGAGUGUACAAAUGACGAUGACUGUGAUCUGUGGCUCUCGUGCUGUGAGGCCGGAUGUGGGAAGAGAUGUGUCCAUCGGUAUCACAAACGCGGAAAGCGAGACGCAGAGUGUCCCAAACCAUUCCAGAUGCAACAUAUCUGUGACCGGGACGAUGCCGAGGAGUGUGAGGUAGACGAGGACUGCGCAAGGUGGAAGCAGUGCUGUAACGUCGGGAACUGCGGCAAACGCUGCGUCUAUGGGGUCCACAGGCAAGAGGAAGCCUUUGAAUGUCCAGCAGAAUCUCGUCUCCAGCCCAUUUGUCAGAUGAAACUGGGCUCUCAAUGUUCCACUGAUGACGACUGUGAUAUCUGGCAAAAGUGUUGUGAGACUGGAUGUGGGAGGAGAUGUAUCAUGAGCUUCAAGCCUGGAGUGUCUCCUAAAGGCCAAGGAUCCACAUGUCCGGACACGACCAGACUGCAUUAUGUCUGUCGGAUGAACUUCACCGCCCCCUGCGAUGGAGACGAUUCCUGUGGUCACUGGGCAUCGUGCUGUAACACGGAAUGUGGACCUCGAUGUGUGUCACAGUGGUUUGCGAGAAAGCCUGCUGACCAGUGCCCAGAGGAGGACAGCCUCUCCAUGUUCUGUCAGAUCAGCACCGGGCGUUCCUGUAAUGACAACGGGGACUGUGAUGGAUACCACUCGUGUUGUGAUGCUGACUGUGGGAAGAAAUGCAUCCCAAAGUGUUUCACAGGAGAGAACAGAACCUGUCCCAUUGCAAGGAGGCUGACGAUGUUGUGCAACACGACCCUGGGAAAAGACUGCAAGAACGACACGCAGUGCGACGUGUGGCAGAGGUGCUGCCUGGCCAAGGGCUGCGGUGGGAAAUGUGUCCCAACAUUCAUCAGGAAAUUUUUGCGAAAGAAAUGCCCAGAACAUUCCCGUGUGUCUUUCCUCUGCAAGAAAAACCGGACUCGAUCGUGUGAGGAUGAUGAUGAUUGUCCUUCCUAUGAACAGUGCUGUGAGAUUGGAUGUGGCAAGAAAUGUGUCUCCUCAUUCAGGCAAGGUGAGAGACCCGGAGAGUGCUCAAGCCCAAGUCAACUGAGCUAUGUGUGUAACACAACUCUGGGCAAGGAAUGUAGAAACGAGAGCGACUGUGGCAGAUGGGGCACGUGCUGCUCUACCCCGUGUGGGCCAAGAUGUGUCCUCAGGCAUUUCAGAAAUGACGACGGGCAGUGCCCACGCCCAGACCAUCUUGCCCGUGUGUGUAACUGCACUUUUGGGAAGAUGUGUGAGUCGGACCAGGAUUGUGCAGGAUCACAAAGAUGCUGUGAUGCUGGGUGUCAGAAACGUUGUGUCCUGUCGUUCUACAGAAAGUCUCAUGGAGACUCGUGGAAAUCUGAGGAAUGUCCUAAGCCGUCCUCCCUGGAUCGUGCCUGCAGGAUGAAUCACAGCGCCUCGUGUGGAGAUGAUGGGGAUUGUGGCAAGUGGAGGUCAUGUUGUGAGACACCUUGUGGUAGACGCUGUGUCCACCCCUUCAUGGGGCAGAGCAGGAGUUUGUCCGUCUCAGAUCGGACAUCUGGAAUGUGUCCUUCUCCUGCUCGCCUCUCUGCCGUGUGUAACCUGAAGUACGGUGAGCUGUGUGAGGAAGAUAAUGACUGCUACGCAUGGCAGAUGUGCUGCAACACCAGCUGUGGGCAACGCUGUGUCCAUUCCUACCGCAGCAGGGGGAGUGAACAAAGGUGUCCCUCACCUUCCAGACUGAGCCACGUCUGUACCAUGAGUUUCCACACUCAGUGCAAUGAGGACAGCGACUGCGAGGGCUGGCAAACCUGCUGCAAUACCACCUGUGGGAACAGAUGUGUCUUCAAGUUCCUGUCCAGACCGACCCAGUGCCCUGCCUCCACCCGCUUGGACCCAUUCUGUGAGAUGAAGUUGGGAGACGUGUGUCAGAAUGACACUGACUGCCAUGCCUGGUCAUCAUGCUGCAAUGCCACCUGUGGAAAGAGAUGUGUACCUCGUUUCCUCAUGAGCCGUGAUGAUACCUGUCCUGCUCCCCACCGCCUGGAGCCCAUGUGUGACCUGAAACUCGGAGAUCGUUGCAGCGGAGAUGAAGACUGUGAUGCCUGGCAGAGCUGCUGUGAGAGCACAUGUGGAAACAUCUGUAUCCCCAGUUUCAUGGAUGAUGAUGAGGAAGGAGAGUGCCCCGCUCCGUCCCGGGUGAAGAGACAUUCGAAUGUAUCGUGUGUGACAGAUGAGGACUGCGGGAGCUGGGAACAAUGCUGCGACAUGGGCUGCGGAAGGAAAUGUGUUCACAGCAGCUCACUGCACAAGGGAGAGUCCCAGUGCCCACACAGCCGUACCCUGGGCAAGGUCUGUAACAUGACGUUGGGAGAUGAGUGUGAGGCUGAUACUGACUGUGACCGUUGGCAAAUGUGCUGUGACGCUGGCUGUGGAAAAAGAUGUGUUUUCCGAUUCUUCAAAGGAGAGAAUGGGAGCUGCCCGGAUGCCAGGCGCCUUACCCCGAUGUGCAAUGUUAACUACGGCCAGGAGUGUACAAAUGACGAUGACUGUGAUCUGUGGCUCUCGUGCUGUGAGGCCGGAUGUGGGAAGAGAUGUGUCCAUCGGUAUCACAAACGCGGGAAGCGAGACGCAGAGUGUCCCAAACCAUUCCAGAUGCAACAUAUCUGUGACCGGGACGAUGCCGAGGAGUGUGAGGUAGACGAGGACUGCGCAAGGUGGAAGCAGUGCUGUAACGUCGGGAACUGCGGCAAACGCUGCGUCUAUGGGGUCCACAGGCAAGAGGAAGCCUUUGAAUGUCCAGCAGAAUCUCGUCUCCAGCCCAUUUGUCAGAUGAAACUGGGCUCUCAAUGUUCCACUGAUGACGACUGUGAUAUCUGGCAAAAGUGUUGUGAGACUGGAUGUGGGAGGAGAUGUAUCAUGAGCUUCAAGCCUGGAGUGUCUCCUAAAGGCCAAGGAUCCACAUGUCCGGACACGACCAGACUGCAUUAUGUCUGUCGGAUGAACUUCACCGCUCCCUGCGAUGGAGACGAUUCCUGUGGUCACUGGGCAUCGUGCUGUAACACGGAAUGUGGACCUCGAUGUGUGUCACAGUGGUUUGCGAGAAAGCCUGCUGACCAGUGCCCAGAGGAGGACAGCCUCUCCAUGUUCUGUCAGAUCAGCACCGGGCGUUCCUGUAAUGACAACGGGGACUGUGAUGGAUACCACUCGUGUUGUGAUGCUGGCUGUGGGAAGAAAUGCAUCCCAAAGUGUUUCACAGGAGAGAACAGAACCUGUCCCAUUGCAAGGAGGCUGACGAUGUUGUGCAACACGACCCUGGGAAAAGACUGCAAGAACGACACGCAGUGCGACGUGUGGCAGAGGUGCUGCCUGGCCAAGGGCUGCGGUGGGAAAUGUGUCCCAACAUUCAUCAGGAAAUUUUUGCGAAAGAAAUGCCCAGAACAUUCCCGUGUGUCUUUUCUCUGCAAGAAAAACCGGACUCGAUCGUGUGAGGAUGAUGAUGAUUGUCCUUCCUAUGAACAGUGCUGUGAGAUUGGAUGUGGCAAGAAAUGUGUCUCCUCAUUCAGGCAAGGUGAGAGACCCGGAGAGUGCUCAAGCCCAAGUCAACUGAGCUAUGUGUGUAACACAACUCUGGGCAAGGCAUGUAGAAACGAGAGCGACUGUGGCAGAUGGGGCACGUGUUGCUCCACCCCAUGUGGGCCAAGAUGUGUCCUCAGGCAUUUCAGAAAUGACGACGGGCAGUGCCCACGCCCAGACCAUCUUGCCCGUGUGUGUAACUGCACUUUUGGGAAGGUGUGUGAGUCGGACCAGGAUUGUGCAGGAUCACAAAGAUGCUGUGAUGCUGGGUGUCAGAAACGUUGUGUCCUGUCGUUCUACAGAAAGUCUCAUGGAGACUCGUGGAAAUCUGAGGAAUGUCCGAAUCCGUCCUGCCUGGAUCGUGCCUGCAGGAUGAAUCACAGCGUCUCGUGUGGAGAUGAUGGGGAUUGUGGCAAGUGGAGGUCAUGUUGUGAGACACCUUGUGGUAGACGCUGUGUCCACCCCUUCAUGGGGCAGAGCAGGAGUUUGUCAGUCUCAGAUCGGACAUCUGGAAUGUGUCCUUCUCCUGCUCGCCUCUCUGCCGUGUGUAACCUGAAGUACGGUGAGCUGUGUGAGGAAGAUAAUGACUGCUACGCAUGGCAGAUGUGCUGCAACACCAGCUGUGGGCGUCGCUGUGUCCAUUCCUACCGCAGCAGGGGGAGCGAACAAAGGUGUCCCUCACCUUCCAGACUGAGCCACGUCUGUACCAUGAGUUUCCACACUCAGUGCAAUGAGGACAUCGACUGCGAGGGCUGGCAAACCUGCUGCAAUACCACCUGUGGGAACAGAUGUGUCUUCAAGUUCCUGUCCAGACCGACCCAGUGCCCUGCCUCCACCCGCUUGGACCCAUUCUGUGAGAUGAAGUUGGGAGACGUGUGUCAGAAUGACACUGACUGCCAUGCCUGGUCAUCAUGCUGCAAUGCCACCUGUGGAAAGAGAUGUGUACCUCGUUUCCUCAUGAGCCGUGAUGAUACCUGUCCUGCUCCCCACCGCCUGGAGCCCAUGUGUGACCUGAAACUCGGAGAUCGUUGCAGCGGAGAUGAAGACUGUGAUGCCUGGCAGAGCUGCUGUGAGAGCAAAUGUGGAAAUAUCUGUAUCCCCAGUUUCAUGGAUGAUGAUGAGGAAGGAGAGUGCCCCGCUCCGUCCCGGGUGAAGAGGCAUUCGAAUGUAUCGUGUGUGACAGAUGAGGACUGCGGGAGCUGGGAACAAUGCUGCGACAUGGGCUCUGGGAGGAAAUGUGUUCACAGCAGCUCACUGCACAAGGGAGAGUCUCAGUGCCCACACAGCCGUACCCUGGGCAAGGUCUGUAACAUGACGUUGGGAGAUGAGUGUGAGGCUGAUACUGACUGUGACCGUUGGCAAAUGUGCUGUGACGCUGGCUGUGGAAAAAGAUGUGUUUUCCGAUUCUUCAAAGGAGAGAAUGGGAGCUGCCCGGAUGCCAGGCGCCUUACCCCGAUGUGCAAUGUUAACUACGGCCAGGAGUGUACAAAUGACGAUGACUGUGAUCUGUGGCUCUCGUGCUGUGAGGCCGGAUGUGGGAAGAGAUGUGUCCAUCGGUAUCACAAACGCGGGAAGCGAGACGCAGAGUGUCCCAAACCAUUCCAGAUGCAACAUAUCUGUGACCGGGACGAUGCCGAGGAGUGUGAGGUAGACGAGGACUGCGCAAGGUGGAAGCAGUGCUGUAACGUCGGGAACUGCGGCAAACGCUGCGUCUAUGGGGUCCACAGGCAAGAGGAAGCCUUUGAAUGUCCAGCAGAAUCUCGUCUCCAGCCCAUUUGUCAGAUGAAACUGGGCUCUCAAUGUUCCACUGAUGACGACUGUGAUAUCUGGCAAAAGUGUUGUGAGACUGGAUGUGGGAGGAGAUGUAUCAUGAGCUUCAAGCCUGGAGUGUCUCCUAAAGGCCAAGGAUCCACAUGUCCGGACACGACCAGACUGCAUUAUGUCUGUCGGAUGAACUUCACCGCUCCCUGCGAUGGAGACGAUUCCUGUGGUCACUGGGCAUCGUGCUGUAACACGGAAUGUGGACCUCGAUGUGUGUCACAGUGGUUUGCGAGAAAGCCUGCUGACCAGUGCCCAGAGGAGGACAGCCUCUCCAUGUUCUGUCAGAUCAGCACCGGGCGUUCCUGUAAUGACAACGGGGACUGUGAUGGAUACCACUCGUGUUGUGAUGCUGGCUGUGGGAAGAAAUGCAUCCCAAAGUGUUUCACAGAAGAGAACAGAACCUGUCCCAUUGCAAGGAGGCUGACGAUGUUGUGCAACACGACCCUGGGAAAAGACUGCAAGAACGACACGCAGUGCGACGUGUGGCAGAGGUGCUGCCUGGCCAAGGGCUGCGGUGGGAAAUGUGUCCCAACAUUCAUCAGGAAAUUUUUGCGAAAGAAAUGCCCAGAACAUUCCCGUGUGUCUUUUCUCUGCAAGAAAAACCGGACUCGAUCGUGUGAGGAUGAUGAUGAUUGUCCUUCCUAUGAACAGUGCUGUGAGAUUGGAUGUGGCAAGAAAUGUGUCUCCUCAUUCAGGCAAGGUAAGGAUUAUGGUCUGACAGAGUGUCAGUAG